Messenger RNA from Trypanosoma brucei brucei TREU927, 390 nucleotides. RefSeq lists its product as hypothetical. The transcript has a single exon. The record is from RefSeq and is a predicted model, not a curated record. NCBI's taxonomy places the organism in Eukaryota, Euglenozoa, Kinetoplastea, Trypanosomatida, Trypanosomatidae. Bases 1 to 390 code for a protein of 129 amino acids.
AUGUGCGUUCGUCAUCAUCACUGUUACUUUUUUAAUGUGCAUUCGGAGAAUGGAAGUUGGCGGGAAACGGAGGUUUUUAUUUGCCCUGUGUGUGGUGAAGGCACCAGUUCCCCCCUAAUACUUUGUGGUGAAUAUUUAUCAUCAUUGCCUUUAACCCUUUACACGCGUGCAUUUGCGCGCAGACGUUCUGUUCUGGGCCGUUUUUCCGUCUUCUCAUAUAUGGGAGAAAGGGGGGGGGGGCGCCGCUGCGAAAAAAAAACCUCCAAAGGCAGCAACCUCAGGUAUUUACGUGAACUCGCUUUCCUCUUGUUUCCCGCUCACAACUGCGUCGCUUAUUUAACUUAUUUACCAACAACUAUGGUUGCGUUGUGCUUUGUUUCGACACUUUAA